Molecule: messenger RNA, 1825 nt
Organism: Cyprinodon tularosa
Lineage: Eukaryota; Metazoa; Chordata; Actinopteri; Cyprinodontiformes; Cyprinodontidae
Gene: plin6
Product: perilipin 6
Exons: 6
Biological process (GO): positive regulation of triglyceride storage; lipid storage
Cellular component (GO): lipid droplet; cytosol
Source: RefSeq, a predicted model, not a curated record
GGAGUUCGCAGCGUCUCUGAGGAAGCGGUGAGACGAGCGUCGCCUCUCCUGAGGAGUCUGCAGCCCCAAAUCGAACUGGCCAACAGUUUAGCUCUUACUGGUCUGGACAGUCUGGAAAGGAACUUCCCCAUCCUGAACCAGUCCACAGAUGAGGUGAUGACUCACUUGAAGGACGCCAUCUUCUUGACUCUGGAUGAUGUCCAGCUUCUUGUGGUGGACGGCCUGGAUGGAGCUCUGGAUCAGCUGGAGCGAGCGGCCGACGCGGUUCGGAUGGCCGUACGGCAGCUGCAGGAAUCCCAGGUGGGCCAAGCGGCCACGGCGGGCCUGGACAACAUCCUGAGUCUUCUGGAGGACACCACCGCCUACUACCUCCCCCUCCCCCCUACACUGCGUCGUGAGUGGGAGAUGAGGGUUCAGGAGUACGAAGAUGAAGAUGAUGGUGAUGAGCCCAGCCUUUGGACCAGGGUGCGCAGCCUCCUGCUGACCCUCAGCCUGCAGCUCUACCACCGCAUGAUGAAGGUCAGGGAGCAGCUGCAGAGAUACGCCCGGACACUGGGGGGCGCUGCUGACCAGGUGGGUCUCACUCGGGUCCUAGAGAUAACGGGUCAGCUGCUGCAGUACCUCCAGAACCUGGUGGUGGCGCUGCUGUUCCAGGCAGAGAGUCUCAGAGAGGCCACCAUAAGGGGCGUGGUGGAGCGAGCCGCCAUGCUGGCUGAGCUGGGUCCGAUCCGACAGCUCCGAGAACUGCCGGUCCAGAUCCAGCAGGCGCUCCGAGACCUGCAGGAGCUCUCCAAGGUCCUCCUGCAGUUUGUGAUCAACACCACGCCGCUCUACAACAUGCUGGAACAGUCGACGCCUCAGGAGGUGGAGGACUUCCUGAACAAAGAGGAUUUUUCAGAGAGCUCAUCCCGUCGUAGCUCAGCUAGCAACCUCUUCCUAAAGGCCAUGGAUGGCCGUCCACGUCGCCGCCGCAGUCUUUACUCCCACGCCUUUACCGCCGGAGGCCCCCAAAGCCCUGACCCCCCCAACGGCCGCCGCUCCAGCACAAAAGAUUCGUCCAACCCCGAGACGGAUGGCACGGCCCACCCUUCCGAAGGCAACGCCCUCCGGCGACCAUCCGCCACCGAGCUGCUGCUCACGCCGCUCAAACAGUUCGUCGCACAAAGCCAGAAGGCCUUGGAGUACCUGAGCCCCAACUCCAGCGACGGCACCGCCACGAAAACAGACCACCCUUAAACACCCGGUUCGCCAUGACCCGCUCGCAGCGUCCAGGCCCGCCUCCUGAUCCGCCGAGGCCUCUCGCUGCAGCCCACGAUGACGAGACGCCUCUGCCUCAGCUGAUGCUGGUCUGUGCGUUCAUGCUGAACCGUAGGGGCGUCACCAAAUUAGCGCUCUGAUGCUGGAAAUCUGCUUUCCUCAAACCGUUGCACAUUUCAGACCAGUCCAAUGUACAGACAGACAGAAUAUCUUAUUAUAUAGUUUCCUUAGAGAUUAUGACCAAGUUCAUGCUCCUGUUAAAAUGCCACCUUUAUUAGAUAAAGGACCAACAAUGAUUAAAUAUUAUGAACUCAUUUUGACAACACAAAGGUUGGAAAGGCCAAUAUCUGGUUGAUUUAGUUCUAUGUUUGGAAAAUGAUGCAGAAAAAUGAAAAUCCCUUUUUAUCCUAAGCUUUCUAGGCAUUAAUAUCAUCAUCCCUGUUCAGGACAUAGAAGAUAUUUAUCUAAACAUUGAAGGUCCCCGAUCAUGACUAUGCCACCGCCGUGUUCUACUAUGUUAAGACGGUGUUGAAACCAGAAAAUAAAUAAUUCCACAGAUUCUGGAGGA